Messenger RNA from Colletotrichum lupini, 285 nucleotides. RefSeq lists its product as uncharacterized. The annotation marks the transcript as partial. The transcript has a single exon. Lineage: Eukaryota; Fungi; Ascomycota; Sordariomycetes; Glomerellales; Glomerellaceae. The record is from RefSeq and is a predicted model, not a curated record.
AGUAAGAGCAAAUUUACUAUAUAUAGUAAUAUAAUUUAUUAUUUAUUAAUUAAAAAUAAGCGGGUAACGAGAAGUAUAUUAGUAUUAGAAGUAUAUAGUAUAGUUAAUAGUAUUAACCUCUUUUACGCAAUUUUAAUAACGCUAAGGAAGAUUACUAAUCGAAUUAGCUUUCUACCUAUUCUAACGGUUAUUUAUACUAAUUCCUAUUCGCUAUAUAAAUACUUUAUUAAAUUAGGAACGAUAAAAAAAAAGAGGUUUAUAAUUAAUAUUAUAGCCCUUAAGUAA